UGCAAUGUUUUAUGUACACACAUAUCAAUGACGUUGAACACACGCACACUCCUCAUGCCUUUGUAGUAGUAAACAUGGCGAUAGAUCUCUCUACCAACCGGGAUUCAUUACUAGAAGCCUACAAGGACGUCGCAAACGAUAAAACCAACACCAACUGGGCCUUAUUUGGAUAUGUAGGGACGUCUGAUGUUUUGAAAGUGGUUGAAAGAGGCUCUGAUGGCAUCGAAGAAUUAGUUGAUGAGGUCAACAGCAGCAAGGUCCAGUAUGCCUACUGUCGAGUUAAAGAUCCAAACACAGAUCUCCCAAAAUAUGUCCUUAUCAACUGGGUAAGAACUUUUCUCAGUUUGGAAAAUUAUAGUUCAGUAUACCAGAAAACUUAUGCCAAGAAGGAUAUCAACACAAAAAAGCGAGAUGAAUUCUGGGCAAAAACUGAGGAAGAAGAAAAGAAACGUCAACAAGAGGAUCGAGACAGGUUAGUGAAGGAGAAAGACAAACUUGAACAAGAUCGGAAGAAACGAGAGGUUUGUGUGUUUGGAUGUUUUACACCAAUAAGAUAG
Molecule: messenger RNA, 557 nt
Organism: Octopus bimaculoides (California two-spot octopus)
Lineage: Eukaryota; Metazoa; Mollusca; Cephalopoda; Octopoda; Octopodidae
Product: drebrin-like protein A
Biological process (GO): neuron projection morphogenesis; positive regulation of axon extension; positive regulation of dendritic spine morphogenesis
Cellular component (GO): actin filament; postsynaptic density; lamellipodium
Molecular function (GO): actin filament binding
Source: RefSeq, a predicted model, not a curated record